Messenger RNA from Mirounga angustirostris (Northern elephant seal), 3500 nucleotides. RefSeq names its product ladybird homeobox 2 (gene LBX2). NCBI's taxonomy places the organism in Eukaryota, Metazoa, Chordata, Mammalia, Carnivora, Phocidae. Gene Ontology annotation, biological process: regulation of transcription by RNA polymerase II. The coding region runs from base 1 to 897 and encodes 298 amino acids. The transcript has 2 exons. Gene Ontology annotation, cellular component: nucleus. The record is from RefSeq and is a predicted model, not a curated record. Gene Ontology annotation, molecular function: sequence-specific double-stranded DNA binding; DNA-binding transcription factor activity, RNA polymerase II-specific.
AUGUGCACCGGGCCGCGCCCCGCAGCGCGGAGCAGCUCGGCGGCACGGUACGGCAGGUUGUUCGGGGCUUCUCUCCGAGCCUCCCCACCCUGUAGAAAUACCGCUGCCGGGACAUCUACCAGCUCCAGACCUACUGCGGCCCCGAGUUGGGGGCUGGGGGCGCAGGAGGAGGGGCACACGGGGCUCGGGCCCAGCGCGGAGGGCGGGUCCGAGGCGGGGGGCCCAGAUCGGGAGCCGUGCGCCGGGGCCCAGGCAGCUGCGGAGCGGAUCGCAGCCGGCGGCGGCACCGCCACAGCCCGACCGGCCAUGAACUCGGGACCCGAGCCCCGGACACCCCGGACACUCUUCAGCAUCGCAGACAUCCUAGGCCCGAGCAUGGUUCCCCGAGGACCUUCUACGUCUCCGCUUCCAGAGUCGAGCCCUGGUCCCACAUCGCCUCUGUGCGCGCUGGAGGAGCUGACCAGUAAAACUUUCCGCGGACUUGACGGGCACGCUCCGGAGUCCUCUGAAGGCCGCGCCGCCCCGGGUGCGCUGGGCCUUGGCCCCGCCGGCCGCAGACGCCGAAAGUCACGUACGGCGUUCACGGCGCAGCAGGUGCUGGAGCUGGAGCGACGCUUCGUCUUCCAGAAGUACCUGGCGCCUUCGGAGCGCGACGGGCUGGCGGCGAGGCUCGGUUUGGCCAACGCACAGGUUGUCACGUGGUUCCAGAACCGGCGCGCCAAGCUCAAGCGCGACGUGGAGGAGAUGCGCGCCGACGUGGCCUCGCUGAGUGCUCUGGCCCCCGAAGUCCAGUGCCGCCUCGAGCUGCCGGAUGGCGCCCCAGGCCCCGGCCCCGGCCCCGGCCCGCCUGACGCCGGGCCCCACCUGUCAGAAGAGGAGAUUCAGGUGGACGACUGAAGGCAAAGCCGCCGCCAGCCCCGGGCUCUGGGUCCCCGGACUCCUCACCUCCGUGCGCCGCGCCCUGUCUGGGUUCCGGGGUGGAGGGAGGGUGUGGAUCCGGCCUCCUCCGGCUCACAGUCCAGACGCUCGCUUUUCCCAAUUGUUGAGAAUAAAAUUGAGAUGCGCAUGAGUCGCAUGAGGCCUCCAUCCCAGAGCGGUAAGAGCAAAAUCUGCCGAUUAUGGUGCAGAUUGCGCGUUUGGCUGAGCGCUUUAAACGCGGUGUCUCCUUUAACCCUCAAAGCAACUCCUUAAGGUAGGUGAUAUAAUUAUGCCCAUUUCACAAAGGCAGAACCACUAGGUCAGGAUUUGGACCUAGGCAUCCUGCCAGACUUCAAAGCCAGUGCUUGUCAGCCCGAACAGUGCUCUGGAAACUUCGAGCUGAGGGGUAGGAGAUGGGACUCUGGUAGCUGUGGGCCACCCACCCCUACUGACUGCCUUUGGUUGCAGGACUCCACCAGGCCUUUGAUCCCCACCCCACCCCACCCCCAGACCUUGCUCCUAACCUCUAGGUGGCCCCAGAGUGACAAUGACCUGCCUGAUUCUACCCUUUCCCCACCCUGAGGUUACUUGUCAAUGGGGUCCUGACCCUUCUCCUACCUCCCCUGAAAGAACCCUAUACUGAGAUGGCUAAGUGAAGCCCCGAGGGAGAAGCGGCACAGCCCUACUUCCGGGACCUCUGCCCUGCAUUUGGGCAGGAAAUGUCCCCACCAGGAUGGUGGCCUUGGCAGGAGGAUGGGGAGGCCGGCUGAGGCGGAGCUUGGAGUAGCAGCUUGGGGCAUUGCGGGUGGAGUCAACAGCCUACCCCCACCGGUGGACAUUUCUGAGACUAAUAUAUUCUACCGGUAAUUAAUCACCUCUGGCAGUGUGAUGGGGAGGGAAGAGGCCUACCACUAUGCAGGGCCAUCCCUGCUGAUCUUCAGAAGACCAUGCUUAGGCUCUUUCCUGGUUGCCCUCUCUCUGUGUCAGUACUUCCUCCCCCCGUCAGACCUUUCCAUGCUUCUGCCCAGAUGCCACAGUCUCAUUCUCAAGAAUGCUUUGAGAGUGACCCUUCCAGGAUUCAAGGGGAGUCAGCUAGGGCCUCAGUUGCAGGUGGAGGUCCCAGGAGAGGCUCUUCCACGGAGAGUGAAUAAGGCUGGGAGGCAGAAGGGAACCUUGUGCUCUUAGACAAUAGCUACCCCUUAUUGAGCACAAUUCAAGUGAUUUGCAUGGAUUAAUCUUCACAGUAAUCCCAGGAGAUAAUGAGAUUUUAAUUUCAUUUUAAGUGUAAAGAGACUGAAUCACAGCCCAAGAAGUGUUGGUCAUGUCCUGAAGCUUGUAAGUGGUGGGGCUGGCACUAACCUGCUUCUUGUCUGACUCAGGGGCUCAUGCUUUCGGCCACUACAGGUUCUGUCCCUGUAACUGUGACUGGGCCUAACUGAAAGAAGAAAACGGUUUACGAAGAAAGCAGAGGAGAAAGGGCCAAAGGUAGGAAUUUAGGCGUUGUACUGUAGAUAGAGCAUGGUCCAUGGAGGUUUUAGAGAGGAGAGGCAUGACAGCAGUGUUCGAGCAGGCUCAUCUGGCUGCAAGUGUAGGGUAGACUGGGAACUGGCGGGGGCCUGAGGUAGGAGUGUUAUCUCUGGUCACUGCAGAAGGUAAGAGCCGAGGGAAUUCAGGGCCAGACUUGGGGGGUGGGGGAGGCUGUAACGAAAGGAAUCUGUGUGAUUAUCCCAGCGACCAAAGAUUGCUUCCAUCAGUGACAACCUCACAAACCUGGGCAACUGGAAGAAAAAUGGCAUCAUGGGAAGAAAUAAUGACUACUGUUGUAGAGCUAAGAAUUUGUCAGCCAUUGUGUACAAAAAGUAUUCUUUGCACCUGUGUUGCCCUUUCAAUACACAUAGACAACACACACACACACCCUGAUUCUGGCUCAGGGCCCCUCCUUAUUCCUUUCAUCCCCUUCCUAAGGCUGCCUCUCUGGAACCUUUAGAGUGACUGACUCAUUCUAGGACUUUCCCACCUUCCCACCUUCAGCACAAAAAGUCUCACACUCCAGGAAAUCCCAGUCCCAGGUUGGUCACCGUGCUUUCCAACCCUAGGGACUCAGAACUCUGGCUGCUGGGUUGGAACCCAACCAGUUAGCAGUGUGAGUGUGGGGCAAAAUGGGGACAAGGUGUCAGGAGUCCUGUGGCUCUCAGAGAUAGUCCAGGACUCAGAGAAGUCCAGGAUAAGUCAAGGGAUACUGGGGAGGGGACAUUUCUUUGAGAGGCUUGAAAAGCAAGGAGCCGGCUCAGCUUCAAAGCAAAGAUACCACACAGUGGUGGCGGGUGCCCAUUCUUUGAGGAACCCUAGAGAAGUACCUCCCUGCUGCCUAGAACAAGAAGACCACAUGAACAGGACUCUUAUGGAAUCAUCAUCAUAUAAUCACCCCUCAAACAAACACAAUCACCUCUCCCCAACUAGGCAUGAGCAAAGAACUUCCAGAGCAAAUAAUUCUUGUUAAGAAGGUACGAUUUAGUCAAGUUAAUUGGCUCUGAGCCAUAAUCUCCCUCCACUUGAGGCCUCCCAAAUUCCUGUCCGGUGCU